Molecule: messenger RNA, 982 nt
Organism: Pistacia vera
Lineage: Eukaryota; Viridiplantae; Streptophyta; Magnoliopsida; Sapindales; Anacardiaceae
Product: OVARIAN TUMOR DOMAIN-containing deubiquitinating enzyme 4-like
Exons: 6
Coding region: 162-674 (170 amino acids)
Biological process (GO): protein deubiquitination; endoplasmic reticulum unfolded protein response
Cellular component (GO): nucleus; cytosol
Molecular function (GO): cysteine-type deubiquitinase activity
Source: RefSeq, a predicted model, not a curated record
GGGCAUCAAAUUCUAUUCUCUGAUGCUCGCUUUCACACCAGAAACUCCAAAAAGCUUUUAGCAUGCAAUUUUGUUCACUAAUCACAUCCACUUAAUGAGCUUCAAUUUGGUAAUCAAUCAGGACUCACCAAUGGAAUAGAAUUUCUCAAUUUUUUUGCAACAUGAAGCUGCAAAAUUCAGGAUCUAUGAUUGGUAACAACCAGUCUCAGUUUCAAAAAAUUCGUAUACCUGGAGAUGGAAGGUGCCUAUUCCGGUCAGUAAUUCACGGCGCCUGGUUAAGAGCAGGGAGGCAAUCACCGAGCGACAGCCUUCAAAAGGAACUUGCAGAUGAGCUUAGAAAUAAAGUAGCAGACGAAUUCGUUAAGAGAAGGGCAGACACUGAAUGGUUUGUGGAAGGUGAUUUUGACACAUAUGUUGUACAGAUGCGGCAGCCACACAUUUGGGGAGGAGAGCCUGAGCUGCUAAUGUCUUCUCAUGUGCUCAAGAUGCCAAUUACAGUUUACAUGCGCGACAAAACUUCUGGUACCCUCAAAAUUAUAGCUGAAUAUGGUCAAGAAUAUGGCAAGGAGAACCCAAUACGUGUCCAGUACCAUGGAUAUGGACACUAUGAUGUGUUGCGCAAUCCAGUUGGUGGAACUCCAUCCAAGCUGAGCAAGAAAAGAUGGUGCAGCUGAAAAAGGAGAUAGUAUUAGUUGUGAUUUGCAGUCAUAGUGUUGUCAUACGCAGAUUCAGGACCUGUAUAUGUGAAGAUUACUCUUUGGUAUUUGAAGUGGUUGAUUAUAUUCAUGGCUUUACAAACUAUCUCAGUAAUAAAAUAUGGAAUUUGACCAACCGAAUUAGAUGAUGGAAUACCUGAACCCCCCUUCACUUUUAGAAUCUAACAAAUGUUGUUGUAAAUCUUCAUCUUCGUUUGACAGAUAAUUUUAUGGUUCACAACUAUUGAAACAAGCCGGAUUCUUGGGAGUUCUAAGUUUAGAUUAAU